Messenger RNA from Staurois parvus, 316 nucleotides. NCBI's taxonomy places the organism in Eukaryota, Metazoa, Chordata, Amphibia, Anura, Ranidae. The record is from the annotation of a GenBank genome assembly.
GGGGCGGACUGACCAUUUGGAAACUCGGGCACUGCCCGAGGGCCCGGGGUCAGUAGGGGGCCCCAUGAGAUGCCCCUGGUACCUUUUUCAUAGGCUUUUUUGAGUGCUUUUUUCAGUGUGGGCAAGGACACAGGGGCCCCAUGAUCCCCUAUUGCCCGGGGGCCCCAUGAGUUACCAGUCCGCCCCUGAACUGGAUAUAACAUUUCUAGGUAAAGCUGAUCCAGGGAAUAUCCGAUUGCCUCUCGGGGGAUCAGGAAGGAAUUGUUUCCCUGCAGGAGCAAAUUGGAUCGUGCUUUGCUGGUUUUUUUUUUUGCCU